CUUCAGAAACUCCCACAGAGCAUUGUAGUUAUAAAGUGUGGAGAAGUUUGAGAAGACAAAUCCUGCAUGCCCACGGUUUUCUGCAAUAUGAUGAAAAUAAUGACCUACUUGAGGCAUCUAUUCAUUUUGGUCACAAUGCGAUGCGUCGUUCAGAGUGAAACAGAUGCAAUACGACCAGGAAAAGUGUCAGGUGUGUUUUGCACUUUUAAAGAGAAGUCAUACAGGCCAGGUGAUAGCUGGCAUCCCUAUUUGGAGCCCUUUGGAUUCAUGUUCUGCAUGCGCUGUACGUGCACAGAAUCUGGUCAUGUGAAAUGCAACAGCAUCAAAUGCCCUGUUCUGCGAUGUGAAAAUCCAGUGACUAACUCACAGCAGUGUUGUCCUCAUUGUGCAGAUGAGCACAGAACUCCUGCUGGUCUGCGGGCACCCAUUAAAACCUGUAGGUAUAAUGGAAGCAUUUAUCAAACAGGGGAAACAUUUGCCAACCAUGAGCUCUUCCCAUCCCGUCAGUUGAACCAGUGCGUCAUGUGUACUUGCUCUAAUGGAAAUAUAUUCUGUGCAUUGAAAACCUGUCAGCCCAUUACAUGCUCCUCACCAGUACCAGUCCCGGAUACCUGCUGCUUGGUGUGCAAAGAAAGUGCAAUUGAUAUCAAUUCUGCAUCCUUUGAGGAUGGAGGACAACAAUUGAACAGAGGAGUUAGGCAUUCUGUGGAUCAGUGUGGUGCAGAACAGAUCAGGCUUCGCUCAGUCAGGGCCACGCCAUCGACACUCCGGGGGUCUCCCAGAGGCCUCAACCUACAGACACUACACCUCAAAGGAGCUGCUGAAACUACUGUUAAAAUUCUUCUGCAGCGCAAACAUCAGAGAGCUUGUGUGUACAGUGGCAAGACCUAUUCUCAUGGUGACGUGUGGCACCCAGCGCUUGGGAAGGUCUUGGAGUGCAUUCUGUGCACCUGCAGGGACGGCUUUCAAGAAUGCAGGCGCAUCACAUGUCCCAACCAGUAUCCAUGCCAACAUCCCAUAAAGAUAGAGGGGAAAUGCUGUAAGAUUUGUCCAGAGCUCAAAGCAGAGAGCAACAGGACUGAGUGUUAUCUUGCUCAGGACAAUAACAGUCUCCUGGUUUAUAAAGUUGAACCCUCAUCAGCUGCUCAGUCAGGAGAUAAAGUACGGAUGAUUGCCAUCGAGAGACAAGGAGCCACUGAAGUUGAGGUGCAAGUCUGGAAAACUGUCGAAGGUGUUUUGCAUCUGAUGGAGACAGGUGAUGUUCAGAAGAAAGACCUCAUAGAGCAUCCGGAAAAUUACAUCUUGCUGACCACAUUAGAUGAGGACACUUGGAGAAAGUUCAAAGAAGAAGAGGACAAGCAAAAGGACUUCAGUAAGAUUAGGAGCUGUGAAGACGGGAUCAAGGAAGUGGUGAAGUACUUAAACCCUGAACAGCUGGACAGUCUUUGCACUUCUUAGUCUCCUCCCCGCUCUAACACUGUGCCAUCCCAGUCUGACACUCAUUUUAUUACAAGAAGAACACACUCGCACUCACACAAUGUGCUUGUAGUACAAAACCAGAUGCUGGCAGCAGGUAGUCUAAAGAUCUCGUUUAUUACUAUGAGUCGGUUUAUCGCAAGUCUUUAUGAGUUUGACAUCCCAGAAUUCUUUCUCUUUUUUUUUUUCGAAAGCCUUGAGGUCAGACAUUUUUCUUGCUUUGAUAAAAAUGCACAUUUGGUAAGAAAAAAGUGGGUGAAUAUAUGCUAUUUGGGCUGAAAUUAUGAGGAAGAAAAGGUUUAAAGCAGCCCUCAUCAUUAAUAAAGGAAAUGAUGUUAGUAAUUUUAGCUGGCAUCCACUGUAUGUACAUAAGAGGAAAAACGAAGGAUGAUAUAGACAGCUUAUUGGCCAGAAUGCUUUUAUAAAGUUGACGUAGGCCACAUUCCCCACUGUACUUAGUUAUACACUACUCAUUUAUGUAACAUACAUUAUUUAUUGUAAAGUCAAAGCAUCCAACAUCGUCAUUAUUUCAAAAUAUUUUUUUUUCUGCCUAUCUUCUAUGCAGAAAAUGUUUUGCAUUGUAAUGUAUGUAGCGCGUAUAUUGAUCUGGUUAUGUAUAACUCGAAUGCACUUAAAAUUAUGACAAAUAUAUUGGGCUGAUGACCCUGACAAAACAAUAUAAAAUUACAUUUUGGAGCUGAAAAAUUUCUUUUUCUAUUUGUUUUCAAAAAUAAUUAUGGCCUAAUGCAAUAACUACAUAUAAAAGGGGAUCAUGGGGUUUUUUGGGUUAAAACAACCAUGCACUAAAGCAGGUCAUUAGUUCACAUGAUCAUUGAUACUGAUGAGACUCUUUUCAUAAUGUUGUAAAUGAGCAGCAGACAUUAUGGGAUCUUUACUUUGAGCUGAAACGAACAAUCCGUUGUGGCAUAAAUGGGUAGAAACCUGUUGCGGCCAGUCAACAUGACAAGCUCCUGACAUCGUUUGUUCUUCGGUCGUGCUAAUCACAAUGAACCGAGACGGGCCGCCGAACCCAGAUUGGGGCAGUUCAGGGAGUUGUGACUAAUAUCCCUUCUCUCCAGAUCCCAAAAGCCCACUUUCCUCUUUUGUCACAAUGAGUCAUUGUGCUGGCCGCACACAAAGUGCCAGACGGUGCUGCUCAUCUCUCACUGAAGGCCUGACAAAAUAUUUUGAAACAGAAGCCCCUCAGUUGCAGACCUUAAUAGUCACACAAUGAAGCUGUGAAUUAUUUCCGCUGGCUGUUGGAUCUAACAGUUUCUGGCAAUUUGUUCUCUUUGAACGGCUUUGGAGGGAGGACAAAGGGAAUUUUACUGUGCGCUUUUAUUUCAUUUUCUCUCUUUGUGUAUGUUAGUUUAAGGAGAUGGUCGGACGCCCCGUUUGAUCAAUACGCUGGCCGUCGUUUCACAAAAAGAGCCUUUUGUCACGUCGAGAACCUUUCAAUUCAUUAUGUCAAUGUUGAUUUGAUGGAGUCUGAAAUGGCUUCAGCUCCCUGGGGUUCAACAUUUGCAAAUUUGAUUUUAAACAUAACCCUAUUGGCACCUUCGCUUUUGGCGAAUGGUUGUGAAUUACCAAUAAAUAGCAUUCAGCUAUGCAUGCUUACUUAGUCUUGGCUCUGGCAAUCUGAACAGCUGGGGGCAGUCACUGGGUAUAAAUCAGGUGAAUGGGUCAGUUCUCUGUGUGAGUUUUCCUGCUCAGCUUUGCUUCCCAUUGUUGCACAUAAAAGUGUAAAUGGAGUUAAGUUUUAUAUCGCUGUGAUGUUCUGCAGCUAUUUGAAAGGGGGCUAGUGCUAUUUGCUGUGUUACUCUUGAAUUCGUCCUGUUGUAACACAUUCUGAGUAAAGGCAGGUGAAAAAACUAAACAAAUAUGCAGUGGUGGCACUGUACACUUGAGUAAAAGUACAGAUACCCUAAUAAAAUAUUACUCCAGUAAAAGGACAAGUACUCCUUUUUAAUUUGACCUAUUUUAACUUAAUUCUAUUAAACGUAGAAAGUACUAAUAGAUAAACCAUGUUUAUAUAUUUUGCCCAUUUAUAUAUUCUAUCUUGCAAAAAGCAUAUCUAUGAUAUGACUCAUUCGUAAAUAACUUUUUAUUUUAUUACCAAAACAUACACUAUCAAAACAUUAAAAUUUAAUAUGCUAAAAUGUUUAAUUUA
This is a messenger RNA of Pimephales promelas (fathead minnow), 3646 nucleotides long. It is a transcript of the gene chrdl2, whose product is annotated as chordin like 2. Lineage: Eukaryota; Metazoa; Chordata; Actinopteri; Cypriniformes; Leuciscidae. Gene Ontology annotation, biological process: cell differentiation; negative regulation of BMP signaling pathway. Gene Ontology annotation, molecular function: BMP binding. The record is from RefSeq and is a predicted model, not a curated record.